GCGGGCGCGGCACCCCCUGCCUUGGCCGCCUGCGCCCCGGGGCGGCGGGCGGCGCGCGGCGGCGGCAGCAGCAUGAGCAGCGGCUACAGCAGCCUGGAGGAGGACGCCGAGGACUUCUUCUUCACCGCCAGGACCUCCUUCUUCCGCAGGGCGCCCCAGGGCAAGCCCCGCGCCGGCCAGCAAGAUGUGGAGAAAGAGAAGGAGACGCACAAUUACCUCAGCAAAGAGGAAAUCCAAGAGAAAGUUCACAAAUACAACCUAGCAGUCACAGACAAGUUGAAGAUGACCUUGAAUUCAAAUGGGAUUUACACUGGCUUCAUUAAAGUCCAGAUGGAGCUCUGCAGCCCCCCCCAGACUUCUGGAAAGCUCGCUCCCAGCAGCAACGGCUGCAUGAACACGCUUCACAUCAGCAGCACGAACACCGUCGGGGAAGUGAUCGAGGCCCUGCUCAAGAAGUUUCUCGUGACCGAGAGCCCUGCCAAGUUUGCACUUUAUAAGCGUUGUCAUAGGGAAGACCAAGUCUAUGCCUGCAAGCUCUCAGACCGGGAACAUCCGCUCUACCUGCGUUUGGUAGCUGGGCCCAGGACAGACACACUGAGUUUCGUUCUUCGUGAACAUGAAAUCGGAGAGGGAGGAUUGAAUUUAGGCCAGUUCAGUUGGAGGAAGAAAAGCCCUUCAUACAGUCCUUCUCUAGAUCAAAUGCCAGCUUUAAGACGACACUUGAGUCAAUCUUUGGGAAGCCUUCAGCCUCCCGGAGCUGCAGAAUUUCUUGCGCAUCCUGGACAAGGAGGAAGCCGAGCAGCUGCAGAGCGUGCGGCGGCGCUACGCGGCCUACAGACACAAGCUGGAGGAAGCCCUGGGCGAGGUGUGGAAGCCCGACUAGGACGCGGGGCCUGUGUCCGAAGCGGCCGCCGCGGGGCUGUCGUCGGGGCUGUCGUCACGGCUGUCAUCGCGGCUGUCGCCUGGGCCCCUCGGCGGCCCGCUGCCGGGCAGCUUCUCGGUGGUUCUGCGGCACCGACCCCCCGGCAAGCUGUGAAUCUGCUCGUGUGGCCCGGAGCCGCCCAGGCUGCUUGGAAGCAGGGACUCUGGGGUUUUUGUUUUUGGGUUUUAUUUCCUUACUCUGUUUUAGUUAAUUCUGUGAUGAGGACGUUCAGCUUCAGGAUAUGCAGGUGAUUUUUUCCAGGCUUCACAAGGAAUCUAUCCGAAUACUUGUCCCGUGUUGAAGUUACCUGUCCGGGUGACGUUUUUCUUCUUGUUUUUAGAUGUCAGGGGAUGCGAUCCGUGGGAGUGGAGAGGCCAGGACCAGGGACCCUGAGGAGGUUGUGAAGGGAGACUAGGAGCUCGACUGAGAAGGUGCCGAGCAGGUGUGGAGGCAGUGGCCUCGGCAGGGCAGGUGCACAGGCAGGUGCAUGUAGGUGACGCGAAGGCUUAUGGUUUUGAGGUUAAGCUUGCUGUAGGAUAGCUGGAUUUGCUGGUAAGUGAAAUGUGGGAGCAGAGCCAAAGAAAGUAGGAGCUGGACCCAGAGGAGGAAUGGGAAGUCUGCAGCUGACCGGAGACUCAAACCUUCUGGCAGGUGGAGCUCGUGGGCCCAGAUGGAGGGGGAGCCCUGCAGCCGGGUCGCCCCCUGAGGACCGGCCUGGGGGGUGGUGCAGUGAUCACCUGCUAACUUCUGUCCUGUGAUGCGCCCCUCCCCCCCAGCUGUUUUCUGAGUUGAAGAGGAUUCUGGGUCCGGGGGCAGGGGUGGUGGCAGUUUUCUUGCUAGCUGGGAGAUGGAGGUAGAGAGCUCAUAGCAUCCAUGUGUGACAGUGACUCCCUUCCUUUCCCUAUUUUUCCUUCUUCCUCGCACUUUCCCCUCUUCCUGCUCCACUCCCACCUCUUUCCCCCUCCCCCUCCUCAGCGACUGCCCUCUGCUUACCUGAGGAUAUAGUUAUAGACUCAGGGCCUUCAGAUCCUCCUGCCAGGAGUCCUGGUCUGUAAAGAGGAGGGUGGCCAGGGACGGAGGAGUCCCCCGCCCCCAAAAGCCAAGCACACAAGAGGGGUUCUUUGCGGAAAUGCUUUAACAAAAGUGCAUGUUCCUACCCACCAAAGAAAGGCAUGUGCAAUGGAAGCCUUCCUUUAAAGCACAGUAAAUAACCUCAUUUUCUUUGCAGCAAUCUGAAGACAAUGGGAAAGAUGUGCUGUGGUUCUAAAGGGGCCUUAUAAUCUACUUUUCAGUCUAGAUAUAUUUGUUUUAUAAAUUCCCAAGGAAUUGUCAACACUCUGGUGACACCUAAUGGAUUCUUUUUGAAAUUCCAAGGUGCUUCAUUUCUUUGCCUCUUAAGUGAACUGUGCCUUUUAUUGCAUUUCUGUUCCCCUCUUGGUGGCGCUUCUGACUUUUCAGAGACUGCCCGUCCUGGUGGAGGCAGGUGUAAGCCGUGGUUCUGCGGCGCCACAUGAGUUACUGAGACAAUCAUAUCUUCCUAAGCAUUUUAAGGAGAGUUGGAAAAAAAAUAAAGUAGAACUAGCUAUAAAAUAUGUAUGGCACAUCUUGUUUAAUUUUGCAUGGAACUUCUUUUUAGUGCAUUGAUGAGGUUUUAGUGACAUCGUCAUCCGACACUUUACCUUUAUUGUUCAGGGAAUGCCCUCAUGAUUUUUAUACUGGUUUUACUGUUCAGACUGUGGCUUGGGUUUGCGUAUACUGUUAUCAGCCAGCUGGUCUUUCGGUUGCCCACUCAGUAAGCUUAUAUUUUGUGAAGCAUUUGUUUCUCAGAUUAAGACACUGUUAGAACCUAAAGUAGUAGCUGAUGGUUAUCUGUGAAUUUUUUUUUUUUUUUUUUUACUUGAAAUAGAUUGUCUAAAAUAGGCAUCCUCCUCCGUAGUAUCCAGAACCUCGCUCGUUGCCGUGUGCACUACAAGUUGCAGUUUGGAGAACUUGCCGUAUUGAAAAAUCUGUCAGUGAAUAUAGUUCGAUACUGAUGUUCUCUGCCAAACACUGGUUCCUGCAGCAGCAUUUUUCAUGCAUAAAAGAAGAAAGGCCACGAUGGCCAGAGAUUUAAAAAAAAAAAUCAUUGUACAAAUUGUUAUGUUAAAUUAAACUAAGCUUUGCUGUAAUACUGUUUUCUCUUCAAUAAGUGAUGGUACCGGAAUGUUGUCUAAGUGAAGGGGGGGUAGUAUUGCAGGGGAGCAAUCUAAAUCGCAGAAGUAAAAAAAAAAAAAAAAAAAAAAAAAAAAAAAAAAAAAAAA
Messenger RNA from Canis lupus familiaris (dog), 3222 nucleotides. RefSeq names its product Ras association domain family member 3 (gene RASSF3). Gene Ontology annotation, biological process: signal transduction. The record is from RefSeq and is a predicted model, not a curated record. Gene Ontology annotation, cellular component: cytoplasm. The coding region runs from base 73 to 1173 and encodes 366 amino acids. The transcript has 6 exons. Lineage: Eukaryota; Metazoa; Chordata; Mammalia; Carnivora; Canidae.